Malaya genurostris is the source of this 2073-nucleotide messenger RNA. Its product is annotated as dolichyldiphosphatase 1-like. Gene Ontology annotation, molecular function: dolichyldiphosphatase activity. The coding region runs from base 193 to 930 and encodes 245 amino acids. Gene Ontology annotation, cellular component: endoplasmic reticulum membrane; intracellular membrane-bounded organelle. Lineage: Eukaryota; Metazoa; Arthropoda; Insecta; Diptera; Culicidae. The transcript is spliced from 4 exons. Gene Ontology annotation, biological process: protein N-linked glycosylation; lipid biosynthetic process. The record is from RefSeq and is a predicted model, not a curated record.
AGUGACAACACAGCUUCUUGAGUCGCUGGGUAGCGCUACCCCACCACGACCCCACAUGCAAACCAACCAAUCGCGAAGCACUACACACCGAAAAAGGAUCAGACAAAAAACGUUCUGCCCUCGGAAGGAAUCAUUCGCAUCAGCAGUAUAAGCAAAUGUCAAAACAAAAAUAAAUACAAACUUCCGAUAAAAAUGUCGUCCUCGGACACGGAAUCGACUCUGCACGCUGCGGCAUAUAAUAUUUCUAAUUGGCAGCCAAUAACUCUUACGCUUGUGGAAUAUCCUAGAGAUGAUCUCCUGGGCAAGCUACUUGCAUGGAUCAGCUUAGCACCGUUAGGUAUCGGUGCCGGCUUCGUGGCACUAAUAUUGUUUAGACGAGAUUUACAUACCAUUGUGUUUUUCGUGGGCACUCUAUUUAAUGAAGGAAUCAACAUAUUGCUAAAACAUUGGAUUCAAGAACCUAGGCCAGUGAAUCGAUCACAGAUCUGGACUGAAUACGGAAUGCCAUCUAGUCAUUCACAGUGCAUGUGUUUUUUUGCACAGUACGUACUGCUCUUCAUUUUUAUAAGACUGCAUCAUAUGAACAACAACAACGCCCGGAUAGAACGAUUAGUACGGUUGCUUGUCUUGCUCGUGUGCUGGGCGAUCACUUUGCUUGUUUGUGUUGGCAGAAUAUAUCUCCAGUAUCACAGUCUGCGGCAAGUGCUGGUUGGUGCUUUUGUUGGUAUGGUUGUCGGUACGCUUUGGUUCAUGCUCACACACUGUGUCCUGACGCCUUACUUCCCGAUGGUGGUUUCGUGGCGAGUAUCGGAACUGCUUCUUCUGCGGGACACAACACUGAUUCCAAACAUUCUUUGGUUCGAGUACACCGUCACACGACAAGAGGCAAGAGCACGUGCCCGUAAGUUGGUCAGUAUGAAAUCCCAGUGACGUUUUUGGUCACCCUUAUCGGACUGCUUCUACGCUCGGCGAUAUGUUAAAUAGUAGCUAUAGUGGUACGACGCAGUCAGACUCAACAGCAACUGCAACAUUCUUACGAAGUACUUCCGAGUGCAAGCCGUAAGUUUAUCAUUACCACAAUCUCACAUGCAUCGUGUAGUUGGAACAAGAAACAUACGCACAGAAAUUAUACCUUAGGAAAAUAAAAUGUUGGAAAGGAAAAAAACAAUAGCAGACACAAACACUUAAAUGUGUCCCUUGACCGAAGAUAGUAAAUUUUUCUUGGUUUGUUUGUUUCUUUGGUCACUAUUAGUAUCAGUCGUUUUGGUGUUUUCAUGACUGUUCUCGUAAUAGAGUUUAAACUGUAACACUUAAAAGAAUGCUAAUUCUAAAACGUUUAACUCUUAAUUUACCCAUGUUUAUCAUAUAUUAUUCAAUUUUGUUGAACUAUUGUUUUGAACUCCUUAAUGAGCCAUUUUUAGUUGAUUUGUUCUGAAAGCAUGCCUCGAACUAGGCAUAUUUUUGCACUGAUGUUUGGAAACAACAAAGAAAAUAGCUGAUAAAUGUGCAGUCAAAGUUUUAGUUUUUGAAAGUGCUUUAUGUUGUGCUCAUAAAAUACUCGUAGUUUUGUUUUGCUUCUUAAGAACUGUAGUACUGAUUUCAUUAGGUGUUUGAUUUGCAUAAACUGAACACAUUCCUUAAGGUAAUUUUUGGCAAAUCAAACCUUAGUCUGAUCCAUCGUUAAUUAGGCAAAUGAUACAAUAGAAAUUGUGCGGAUAACUUUCGUGAUAGACAACAGUAGUUGAACGGUACAAUCACGCUUUUUUGAUUGGUAUAAAUUGUGCAACGGAGUGUUAAAUGGCUGCGAUUCUUAGGCAAACGAAGAAAAACAUUUAUUACUGUAGCCAAAAUGACACGAUGCAGGACAACAUACGUUUUUUCUCAAUUCGGUCAAAAUCCGUAAACGGACGAUAGGAACUGUUAUCAUCAACGGAGAAGAAGCAUUACAUUUCCGCGAAUAGGAUUUUUGCUCUCACCAGUCGGAGUAUAAUGCGUAAUAAUUGUAACAGUUAUUGACUGUAGGUGUAAUCCUCAAGAGGCAUUCAAUAAACGUAAGACAAGACUUCAGAACAA